Molecule: messenger RNA, 1159 nt
Organism: Gaeumannomyces tritici R3-111a-1
Lineage: Eukaryota; Fungi; Ascomycota; Sordariomycetes; Magnaporthales; Magnaporthaceae
Product: isochorismatase domain-containing protein 2
Exons: 4
Coding region: 131-949 (272 amino acids)
Source: RefSeq, a predicted model, not a curated record
GGCCGGACGACCUCUUCCGGGGCGGUAUCGCACCAGCAGCAAAGCACGUGCGCUGUUGACGACUUUAUUUCCUCUUUGCCAUGGUCGUGUCGAGAGUUCAAACGAAACAUUGUCGAGAACCAAAACUGAGAUGCGACACCUGCUGCCCUCGGCCCUUACCAGACCCUCCUCUCUCGCCCGUCAGCCCCACGUCCUCCCACGCCGCCGUCUAGCCACCUCCGGCAUCGCUUCCAUGGCCACCAAAGCAGCAGCAGCAGCCCCUGGGACGACCAGGGGACUGGAGAACCCCGUCAUCUUCGUGUGUGACAUCCAAGAAAAGUUCAGGAACGCCAUCUGGGAGUUUGACAAGGUCGUCCUCACGGCACAAAAGGUCAUCAAGGCGGCCCAGGUGCUCUCGAUCCCCAUCUACGCCACGACGCAGAACCGGGCCCGACUAGGCGCCACGGUGCCCGAGCUGGACCGACUCCUGGCCGCGGCCGGCCCGCUUACGCGCGAGCACUCGGACAAGACGCGCUUCUCCAUGUGGACGCCGUCGGUCCAGCACGCCCUUGCCCGGGACCUCUCCUCUUCCUCCACCACCACCACCACCACCACCAACACCAACGCCAACGCCAACGCCCCUCCUCCUCCUCCUCCGACGGCGUCCGUCGCCAUCGUCGGCAUCGAGUCCCACAUCUGCGUCACGCAGACGGCGCUGGACCUGCUGCGGGCCGGCCACCGCGUGCACGUGCUCGCCGACGGCGUCAGCUCGUGCAACCGCGAGGAGGUGCCGCUGGCCCUGGCCCGCCUGCGCGCCGAGGGCGCCGUCGUCACGUCGAGCGAGGCCUGGCUGUACGAGGUCGUGGGCGACGCGGCCGCGCCAGAGUUCCGCGCCAUCGUCGGGCUCGUCAAGGAGUCGUCGUCCGACACGGCCGCGGCCCUGAGAUCGCUGCACCCGGCCAAGAUGUGAGAGGGAAAGAGGGAAAGAGAGAGGGGGGAGGAAAGAAGGCAAACCUGUCUAUCCGUCUGGUUUGUACUGAUCACAUUUAUCGCAACUCUUGCAGCUCUCUUCGGAAGAAAUCCGUCUCUCUAGCUGCUGAUUCACCAGCAUAGUAUCGUGUCAAAGGUGGAAACAGACAGACUUUACUUCGUAGAUAUACAUAGACAUCAUCUCUCACCA